AUGGAUUUUGAAACUCGAGCGCGUGAGCGUCGCCUCAUGGAUAUAGCGCGCGGGAAACAGUAUCUUCGUCAGAUAGACAGUUUGGCAGAAAAACAUUGGAACAAAAUUGAACCCAGAAACACUAGUUACAGGCAAGUAUCAGUGGGUCCCCUUAAAGAAUAUACUUUCUUUCUGAACAGAUCAUUCCAACAAGGUGAUGAUAGUGUUUCAAAUAGAGCCAGAUCGAAGCGUAGAAUUCAUUCUGAACAAACGCCAAAAAUAAACGGUCAAUUUAUGACAGACCGCGUGCAGUCCGAGAGACUGGGUGGUCUGACUGGUAUGGAAUCCUUGCGAGGGACACAACUGUUUAAUCAGUGGGGAUCAAACAUCGAUCCUUUGGCGGAUAAAGUGACGCUUAAAAAAGAGGACAUGCAAUCAACAUUCCAACCAUUUACAUUUGGAGACGGAAACCGAAAGGUGCAGAAACCAAGUCCCAAAAAGGGAGUGUUGAUGAGCCGCGUUAGCUCGGACGUCAAGGACCGACAAAUAAAAACAAAUACUGAUUUCCGGUCAUCACGGAAUGGGAUGGUGGCGGUCAUCCAUCCGGUUGGUCCGUCACCAGACACAGAAGUCGCGCCAGAUAUCAUCGACCAAGAAAUGAUAGAGCGCGAAAAGACAUCGGUAAUGCUGAACAGAAUAGACCGGAUGUUGCACCCGAACAGAUAUGCGCUGAAGACCAAACUGGCCCCGAGUGAACAGGAAGUGUCCCAAAACUCAUCCAAAGCCUCAUCCAACAAUUCAGAGAGAAGUCUACAAAAGAACAUUGAACAGAACUGUUCUAAUGGCGGACAGCAAAAUCUUCAUCGAACAAAGGAUGGACGUCCCAAAGUACUGUCUAACCCUGCCUACGCACCUAAGACCUCUGGCAAUCCAAUUAAAUCGUUUGCGCAGAUGCUGACCGAGUUGGAUAGAACUCAAAUUAACGUUGACCGGAAGUGUCGCUUAUGGAUCAAUAAACUGACAUUUGAUUCAUACGAAUGA
Messenger RNA from Ylistrum balloti, 1020 nucleotides. RefSeq lists its product as uncharacterized. The transcript has a single exon. The coding region runs from base 1 to 1020 and encodes 339 amino acids. The record is from RefSeq and is a predicted model, not a curated record. Lineage: Eukaryota; Metazoa; Mollusca; Bivalvia; Pectinida; Pectinidae.